GUGAAGUUGACCCGGAACCGAACCAGUGUCUCAAUUAGGGCUUUAGAGUCUCCUCUCUGGGUUAUAUUUGCGACGAACCUACCUGGUCGGACGGCGCGCCGAUCUGAUGCUUCGCUCCCUAGUCCGCCGCCAUGCGCUCCCUCCGUCGACGCAUAUCCGUCGUGUCGUCUUCUCCACCGGAACUUCCGCCGCCUCCUCAGGCACCACCGCUUCUCCGGAUCCCCACUUCAUGGUCGAGUACCUCAUGAAUACAUGCGGGUUCUCCGCCGACGAUUCUUCCAAGGCCUCCAAGUUGCUCCCUCGUAGUAUUCAGUCCACUGAGAACGCCGACGCCGUUCUUGGAUUCUUCAGAUCUCAGGGCCUUGAUGGUGCUAAUCUGAGAAGGAUAAUAGCUGGGAAACCAGGAUUGCUCGGCUGGGAUGUGGAGACGAAACUCGCUCCGAAGUUCAAUUUUUUGCGCGACUUGGGGUUCUCUGAGUCUGACGCCGUCAAUGUCGUUAUACUGCACCCCAUCAUUCUUUCUCUCAACGUCCAGAACACACUUCUCCCCAAAUUGAAGGUUUGGGAAAGUCUUUUUGGAUCGAGGGAGAUCCUCCUCUACAAUCUCCGUAGGUGUAAAAGGUUUAUGAGCAACAGCAUUGAGAAUGUGGUACGCCCUAACUUGAACUUCUUACGGGAUGAAUGUGGCAUUCCUGAAGAGCGGGUUUCUCUUGUCGUUAGAAGGCACCCGAGCUUCAUCGUGCAGAACCCAGCUGCCCUCCGGGCUCUAGUAGAUAGAGCUGACGGGAUUGGAAUUCUCCGAGAAUCUAAGAUGUUCCUCUGGAUCCUUUCUGUGCUGCACGGGGUCAGCAGGGAAAAAUUUGAAGCCCAAGUCAAGCUCAUGAACAGUUUUGGUUGGUCGAACUCGGAUUUCAUUACUGCAAUCAAGACAUUUCCAAAAUUUUUAAACAUUUCCAUAGAGUCAUUGCAUGGAAAGAUGGAAUUUUUGGUCAAUGAUGUUGGGAUUGCACCUUUAGACAUUGCUCACCACCCGGUGCCUUUGGGAUUAAGUUUGGAAAAGAGGUUGAUUCCUCGAUUUCGUGUGAUGGAGAUAUUGAAAUCUGAAGGGUUAUGGAAGUCAACAAACAAGCUACAUAGAUUUUUCAAAUUGUCUGAUCCAAUUUUUUUGCAGAAGUAUGUGCUCCCUUACGAAGAUAAAUUACCCAAACUGCGUGCAGUCUUGUGAGUUGUAGCUGAGUUUGAGAGGAAUAUCCAACAGCUGAAGUGUUUAUUUGGAGUUUAGUUCACUAUUGUUUGUUUCUCCAUCUCGGUGGCGUCUACUUUUGCACCGGCACUUCCGCCUCCUCCGCAAGUGCCACCGCUUCUCCCGAUCCCCAGUCCAUGGUCAAGUAUCUCAUGAGUACAUGCAUCAACAAUGUGUCCACUGAGAACCCCGAUGUUGUUCAUGGUUUCUUAAGAUCUCAGGGCCUUGAUGGCGCUAAUCUCAGAGAGGUAAUAUCUUGGAGGCCAGGAUUGCUCAGCUGGGAUGUGGAGAAGAACCUCACUCCAAAGUUUGAAUUUUUGCGAGAAAUGGGGUUAUCUGAGUCCGAAGUCAUUGAUGUCAUUCUGCUGCACCCCACAAUUAUCGGCCUCAACUUCCAGUACACUUCUUCCUCGACUAAAGGUUUCGGAAAGUCUAUUUGGAUCGAAGGAGAUCCUCCACAAGAAUCUCCGCAGGUGUGGAUGGUUUUUGAGCAGCAACAUUGAGAAUGUGGUUCGCUCUAACAUGAACUUCUUACGCUGUGAAUGUGGAAUUCCUGAAGACCAGUUAUCUCUUGUCCUUAGAAGGCACCCCAUGCUUCAGACAUUGCUAAGCAUCCAGUGGUUAUCUCUUUAAUCAAGAAUGUUGGAAGCACACCUUCAGACAUUGCUAAGCAUCCCGUGGUUUUACAAUUGAGUUUGGAAAAGAGGUUAACUCCUCGACAUGUGAUGGAGAUAUUGUAAUAUGAAGGGUUAUGGACUUCACGAGACAAGCUUCAUACAUUUUUCUCAUCACCGGGACCAAAAUUUUUGGAGAAGUAUGUGCACCCUCGCAACAAUAAAUUACCCCAACUGAUUGAAAUCUUGUGAAUUUUAACUGAGUUAAAAGGGAUUAAUUCAUACUGCAAAUGAAUGUUUGGGUAUGAUUUUUAUGACUGCAUAAGCAACAAUAUUGAUACAAUCUUGUCCUAGUUUUUCAUAUAAUUUACUUGCUAUUUUCUUAUUUUA
Molecule: messenger RNA, 2247 nt
Organism: Zingiber officinale
Lineage: Eukaryota; Viridiplantae; Streptophyta; Magnoliopsida; Zingiberales; Zingiberaceae
Product: transcription termination factor MTERF15, mitochondrial-like
Exons: 2
Coding region: 107-1225 (372 amino acids)
Biological process (GO): chloroplast organization; regulation of DNA-templated transcription
Cellular component (GO): chloroplast
Molecular function (GO): double-stranded DNA binding
Source: RefSeq, a predicted model, not a curated record